Scomber scombrus (Atlantic mackerel) is the source of this 4089-nucleotide messenger RNA. RefSeq names its product protein phosphatase 1, regulatory (inhibitor) subunit 14Bb (gene ppp1r14bb). The transcript is spliced from 4 exons. Lineage: Eukaryota; Metazoa; Chordata; Actinopteri; Scombriformes; Scombridae. The record is from RefSeq and is a predicted model, not a curated record. The coding region runs from base 567 to 953 and encodes 128 amino acids. Gene Ontology annotation, molecular function: protein serine/threonine phosphatase inhibitor activity. Gene Ontology annotation, cellular component: cytoplasm. Gene Ontology annotation, biological process: regulation of phosphorylation; innate immune response.
GACAGGAGUUGUAAAAAAGAGAGAGGCUGAACCCGGUUCGAAAGUAGGGGGAAAAACAUCUACAUUUGUUUUUCCUUUUUUUCCCAGUCGCGCUACGUCGGAUGCGCUCCAGUCCAGCCAGAGUGCGCGCACGCAGCUCUCGUGGGGACCGAGAGAAAGAGAGAGAGACGUGUGAUUUCUCUUUGUACUGAAUGAAGAGUUGAGGCCGGCUCCGCUACUGCUGCUGUCUCUUUUUAUAUAAGCAGAGUUUGCAUGCUGUAAAUAGCCCAAUAAGCCGGUUACACUUUACGUUUCGCCAUAUCCAUCGCUCACUAGUCUUGUGGAGGCGAUUUGACCACUGCCAAUGUCCCUUUGACCGGUUUUGGACAACAAAAGCAUCAGGUCCAGCGUUGUUCUUCGGGGGAUUUCAAGUCACACAUUUAUCAGUCAGGAUUUUUUUUUCCAGUGCAGGGAAGCGAACCUCCUGCACGUCCGCACACCUCUUCGGCUCCUUUUUCGUCGCCCCUUUCACACUUCCACACCUCCUGGGGGGGUUGGCAUUAUUUUUUCCCCCAUAGCGAGCGACCAUGGCUGCUGUAACAAGCCCGGAGACGAGCCCUCAACCCCGGGUAUACUUCCAGACGCCGGCCGGCACCACGGAGGAACCGGAGAUACCCGUGAGGAAGCAGGGACGAGUUACCGUCAAAUACGACCGCAAGGAGCUGAGGAAGAGACUCAACCUGGAGGAGUGGAUUAUCGACCAGCUAACGGACCUCUACGACUGUGAGGAGGAGGCCAUUCCUGAGCUGGAGAUAGACGUGGAUGAACUGCUGGAUAUGCCCAGUGAUGUUGAGCGGGCAACCAGGGUCAAGGAGUUGCUGGUUGACUGUUUCAAACCUACUGAGGACUUCGUCUCAGAGCUGCUCAACAAGAUCCGAGGGAUGCAGAAGCUCUCCACGCCUCAGAAGAAAUGAUGGUGUCCAUCCUCCUCCUCCCUGAUGUCCUCCCUCCUCUUCCUCCUCCUCCUCUUCGGCCCUCACCUCUCAUCUUCCUGCCACUUCCCAUCCUUUUGUUUUAGUUUUUUUUCCAUCUGCUCCUUCCUCCUUUGGGCCCUCUGCUCUUUCCUUUACACCCCUCUAUUUUCAUCUCUUGUUGCCUGGAUACAGCCCCAUAAAUCUUCCUUUCUUAAACUACUAGGAAAGAGAAGAAGUUUUAAAAAAUACGUUAUUACCGGGUGAAAUCAACAACAUGCGAUACAUCUCAAACCAGGCACACACUCUCCUUCCAUCUCUGCCUCUCCUUCACCCUUUGUUUGGUUUCACUCCUCUUCCUCAUCCAGCUCUUCUUCCUCCCACCCUCCUCGCACCAACCCUCCAUCUGUCUCUGCCCUCCAACAUGAAGGAGAAGGAGAGGAGAGGAGAGGAGUGGAGCUGAAAUCAGUCCCGUAAUUACUGAGAGCAGAGAGGCCAAGAGUGGGAAGAGGAACAGGAGAACGAGCCUGCGACAGCCAAGAAAAAGAGCGGAGGGGUGAACGCUGAAAGAGGAGGAAGAAGCAGCCAAUCAGCUCGAAGCACUGUUUAGGUUUAUCAUUUAUAUGUAAGGGGUCUAAAGUUGUAAAUGAUCCAGCUACCAACCAUUGUUCUGUUGAUUUCUGGUUCUGUUUGAGGGCAUGGGGAUAUUCACUUGACUUUUUUUUAUUAUAAUUAUUAUAAUUAUUAUUAAGUAACUUUCAGAUUUUGGGGGGAUCUGUACCAUCUUUGCUAAUUCCCCCCCCAUUUAAUCAGAGGCAUUUGCUACAGUGGUGCAUUUAAAGGUUCUUUCGUGUGCGUGUGUGCAUCUGUUGAAAAAUCUGCACUAUGUCAUUUUGGGAAGAAAGUCUGAACCUCUGACCACAAAGAAUAAUGUAUGUUAUAUCUUUAGUGCAGCAGAACUGUCUCCAAGCGGAAAAUCUGAUCCCUGGAAAUGGUGCUUGAACCUAAAAAAAGAGUCACUGGUUGGCUGUGGUGGUCGUACGCUCCAACUCAUUUUAGACAGAAAACACUGAUCUUCCUUUGAGUAGAAGUAGAUCCUCUUAGGUCGGAUGAUGUGCUUGAAAAUAAGUUUUUUUUUUCUCCUUCUACUCAGAUGUGUAGUGCAGUGGUUAAGAGAGGCUCUGUAGAAGCCACUGCUGUCCGGCCUGCACAUACAUGUGUACGUCUGUGUGUUGCUAAAUGCUACGUGUGUGUGUUGCUACAUAAUGUACAGCAACAUUCAUAAUAGGAGUGUUUCUUAUGGCCUGUAUAUUCUGCUGUUCUGUACGAGAAAGAAGAUUUUUAGUAUAGGACUGGUUCCUGUUGUUUAGGGUUGAUUUUUUUCUGUUGUUUUUUUCCUGGAUGCGUUUUGUCACACACUCUCUUGACAGUCCGACAGGGGGACCCAAAACAAAGCUGCCUUGUUUGUGUUUUUUUUUUUUUUUUUUUUUUAAAUCAUCCCCCUCUCUUUGUCUCUUUCUCACUGUUAUUCUUUUAUUGAGUCCAGCACAUUCUUUUGUGUUUGGCAGAGGUCAGUUCAGAGUGGUCACAUGUACAUGGAAACUCUGAAAAUCUCUUUGGAGCUCCGUGUUGGUGUGGAGACUAUGAAGCGUCCUCUGCCCGUCACGUCAGUAAACCCACCAAUGAGAUGGCUGAGUGGGCGGGAUAGAAGGAGGGAGGCCACUGUUUCAAACUGAAGCUGAUGAAAUGCAUUCAUCCUUCUUUUCUCUCCUUUCUUUCUUUCUUUCUUUCUCUCACUCUCACACACAGAAGCCACCCCUCGGGGCGGAGGAAACGGAAACAUGUUAGCAAACACAGCUGCCUCUCACACAAACGUGCACAUAUCACACACACACACACACACACACACACCCCCACGCACACACACACACACACACACACACACAUAUCAGACGCUGACAGAAAGAGAGAGGGGGACAGGUCCAUAGCUGUCACAAGAUGUGUGUGUUUCCCCGCUACAGCUGCCAAUCAUCUCCAAGAAUAAGUCAUCUGUUCCUUAUCCUGAGCCAAUCAGAUCAGAGACCAGAGCCCAUCAGCCUAUAGGAGAAGCCGUAACGUUUGCUGUGAUUCCUGUGACCAAUUGUGAACACCUGCGGUGACAGCAGAGCGUCACCGUCUGUCUCCCUCUUUCUGUCUCCACACCAACAGACACACACACACACACACACCCAAACUGGCCCAUUUUUAUCGUGCUGCUCUGUCAGUUCUCCCUGGCAUCCCCCUCUCUCCUCCUCCUCCUCCCAUCCAUUUCCAUCCUUCUGUCCCUCCACUCUUCCUCCAUCCUUUCUUCAGUUUUUCCUUUUUUAAAAACAGAUGUUGCCUUAGGUAUUAUUUAUGUUACACAAACCAAAUAAAGACAUUCAUUUUUAAAAAGGUAACGCAGACUGUUUAAAAACAUGCGUUACUGAGCAGAACUGCGGCAUGUGAUCUGUCGCUCCUUUUUUUUCUUUUUUUUUUUUCUUUGGAAAACAAUGAGAUUCUGUUGUUUUGGGGUUUUGUUUUUUAGAAGUGAGUGUUUAAUACUUAGGCCUUGAUACAGUGAUUUUGUUUAGAUAAACAAUGUUCUUUACAUUUACCAUUUGAAUACUGGUCUGUUUUUAUUGUGAUCAUGACACUUCUUGAUGCCAGGCCUUGGAUUAACAUGUAGUCGAACAAAAAAUCCAUUCAGAUACAUUUUGAUGCGAUUGCUUUUGCCUUCCUUGUGGGGUUUCCAGAUCAGCUGUCUGCGUUGUUUUGGAAACAUUUUGAUUGGUUGGAUUGUACCAGGCAAACUCAAUCAGUAGCUGAAUUUGAGUGGAUUUUCAUUUCUAAAUCCAGGUUUGGAUUAUACCUUAUUAGACUGUUAUUGAGAAGUCUGUUUUUUUACUGUUGGGGAAAAUUGCAAAAAAAUAUAUAUACUGAUUAUUCUCAUUGAGGCUAAAUACAAGAGCUAAACAUGCGGAUUGGAGGAGUGGUGGUGUUUUUUGGACAAUGAUUAGAUCAAACCAACAAACAAAUGUAGCAAUAUCAACAACAGGUCUUGUUUUUGCCCAAUUUUGUUACACUUUUAUGCAACUUUAAUAAAAACAUGUAAAAUGGA